Dentiscutata erythropus is the source of this 930-nucleotide messenger RNA. The record is from the annotation of a GenBank genome assembly. Lineage: Eukaryota; Fungi; Glomeromycota; Glomeromycetes; Diversisporales; Gigasporaceae.
AUGUCAAAACAAAUUACUAAGGAUAAAAAAAAAGCGAUUACACAUACUGGUACCACUUUUCGAUCGCAAGAGCAAAAACGUAAAACAGUAUUUAAAGCAGUAUUAAAUUCUCCCUAUACUGUAAAAUGGCAAGCCCGAAGUGACCUUAGAAGAUCAACAAAUUAUAUUGGAAGAGCUCUGCAAAAAAAGGCUGCAUACAGAAGGACUCUCAAAUUAAACCGUCGUAAAAGCAGGAAUAAUUCAAACUCACAAAAAGGUGUGGCAAAAAUAAAUGACACAUUAUCUACGAUGGAUGUUGAUAAGACGGAAGACUCUAUGUCAAUUGAUGAAAACGAAAUAGAAAUAUCUAGUAAAUCAAUUCAUUUACCAUCUCCUCCAUCGAUCCUCUCAUGCAUCGUAAUUGGAAUUAACGAAGUUACGAAACGUCUUGAACAAACUAUUAAUCCUGAAAUUAAAACAAAUUUUAAACGCAAAUACACGCAAGGAUUUUCAGAUACAUUGAUUUCAACAAAUCCCAAAGAUCAACUUGCGAACACUUCGCUUACUAUGAAACAAAAUGAACCUUUAAUACCUCUACGAAUGAUUUUUGUUUGUAAAGCUGACAUAUCGCCACCUCAUUUAUGUGCACAUCUGUCGAUCAUGUCUUACAUAGCUAGAGAUGUAUUACUUGUUCCAUUACCUUCUGGUGCUGAGGAAUUAAUUGGGAACAAACUUGGUAUAAAGAAACCGUCAUGUAUUGGUGUAAAGAUAAAAACGCCGGAAUUUGAUAGAAUUUAUAAACUGGCCAAGGACAAAGUAAGUCCUGUUAACGCACCAUGGUUGGCCCCCAUCAAGUUAGAGGCUUCAAAAAAACGAAAAUGUAUCGAGGAAGAUGAAAUUAUGCCAUCUGCUUGCACAAUUGAUGAUUUUAUGAGCAAUGAUUAUAGUUGA